Rasamsonia emersonii CBS 393.64 is the source of this 1137-nucleotide messenger RNA. RefSeq lists its product as uncharacterized. The coding region runs from base 1 to 1137 and encodes 378 amino acids. The record is from RefSeq and is a predicted model, not a curated record. NCBI's taxonomy places the organism in Eukaryota, Fungi, Ascomycota, Eurotiomycetes, Eurotiales, Trichocomaceae. The transcript is spliced from 2 exons.
AUGACGGAAUGGUUCAGCGAUGAAGAUCUUUUCUGCGGUGCGUGUGGAACAAAAUUCUGGCUAGAUAAGUCGUAUGAUAUCUGGUAUCGAUUCUAUCGAGUCGAUGACGCUGACCGUGAAGUCUUCACCCUCUCUGGAAUCGGUGCACUCUCCGAGGGAAUAAAACGAGAUCGACUGUACGCACCAAGAGAAGAGAACGAGAUCGUUAAAGCCGCACACGAUGCAGGGUACCUUGGUGCCAUAGCAUCCAAUGUUUGCACAAUCUAUCCUGCAAGAUACUGGAGCUCCCAGAACUGUCAAAAUUAUCCUCACGGCUACCCAUUUCAUGCGAAGUGCUGGAUACUGGUUGAGCGCUGUCUAGGCCUAGGCUAUAUUGCUCAGCACCAACUCGAGCAUCUAAUCAUUGCGAUCCGGAAAUAUUGGUAUAAAAACAACUAUGACCUGGACAAAUAUAUGCCCCUCAGAGACUAUACCUGCCCAUGGGUCCCUUUUGUGUGUUAUCGUCUAGUGGAAGCGCUAGAUGUCACUUGGCCAUACCAAGUCAACCCAGUUGAUAUCCCGGAAGUGAAAUGGCUGAUAAAACAAAGUACUCGAACACAGAGCACACCAGUGAAAACAGCAAAAAAUCCUCAGACCUGUGACAGAGAAAAUUAUCUCUCACUACUGCCAUUAGAACUCCGCUCACUGGUCCUAGAAUUUCUUGAAGACAUCGAUGUCAAAAGCUGCGUUUCCGCAUUAGGGUGGUCCAUUCCUGAAUCCCACUGGCGUCGACGAUUAGGAGGCCUUAUCUUUGAGUUCAUGGAAGUUCAAUGCGAUGUUUAUAUCAAUUGGGAGUUUGCAUACUUUGAGACACAACAACUGCUCAGAAAGAUCCUGGGUCUCGAAAACCGUCAACGUAUUUGGAAGGCUCUGGGCUCAGUGAGAGGAAUUUUUCAGAAUCUCGAAAAGGAAGAAAGCUCAACCCGUUUAUCUGUCUUCAUUAAUGAGACAUACCCUAUCUAUACAGGUCCUAUUGAUCCUGGUCUGAAGUAUUUCAACAAACAUGUGGGCUGUGCGAAGCCGUUUCCACACACGAGAUUUCUCAGAGGGGAUCCGCCAACUAAUGAGCGUUGUGAGUGUGAAAAGCCUUUGAGCUGA